Molecule: messenger RNA, 2136 nt
Organism: Pseudoliparis swirei
Lineage: Eukaryota; Metazoa; Chordata; Actinopteri; Perciformes; Liparidae
Gene: tfap2e
Product: transcription factor AP-2 epsilon
Exons: 7
Coding region: 140-1414 (424 amino acids)
Biological process (GO): regulation of cell population proliferation; regulation of transcription by RNA polymerase II; anatomical structure development
Cellular component (GO): nucleus
Molecular function (GO): RNA polymerase II transcription regulatory region sequence-specific DNA binding; DNA-binding transcription factor activity, RNA polymerase II-specific
Source: RefSeq, a predicted model, not a curated record
AAGAAGUAAAUAACGCCUUUGAAUUUAAUGGACCGGUGAAAACAGCCUGGAUUACAUCUCGCAGCAUUUGGUGCCAUCUUUCAGUCCUCGGACGCGUCCUGUUGAAUAUUACAUUUGGGGUUUAGCCAAAGUGUUCCAGAUGUUAAUCCACACCUAUUCGGCUAUGGACCGCGCAGACGGACUAAGCGGCUCCUCGCAGAGCGGCCGCCUCUCGCAGCUCUCCUCCCUGAACCAGGCCGCCUACUCCUCGGCUCCCCCGCUCUGCCACACUCCGGCCUCUGACUUCCAGCCUCCGUACUUCCCUCCCCCUUACCCCCAGUCCUCCCUGCCAUACUCCCAGAACCAGGACUCAUAUUCCCACCUGUCAGACCCUUACACUUCCAUCAACUCCAUCCAUCAGCAUCAGCAAGUGGCAUGGCACUCGCAAAGGUCGCGCUCCGACGACGGGGGACUCCUUUCACAGUCUCAACGGGCUCUGAGCCUCGACCCCCGGCGGGAGUAUGCAGCUGUCCCGCGGCUGCUGCACGGACUCGGAGAAGGCGCCGCCGCUCUCGGGGACGGUCCUCUCGGGAUGCACAUGGGGCACCACGGCCUGGACGAUCUGCAGGGAAUGGAGGAAGGAUCAGCCCUGGGCAUCCUCGACCACUCUGUCAUUAAAAAAGUCCCCAUCCCGUCCAAGCUCAACGGCUCGUCCCUGUCCAUCCUGUGCCUCGGUAAGGACGGCCUGGGCAUGGGCACCGUGUCCAACCCGGCCGAGGUGUUCUGUUCGGUGCCGGGUCGCCUCUCGCUGCUCAGCUCCACCUCCAAGUACAAGGUGACGGUGGGGGAGGUGCAGCGGCGCCUGUCCCCGCCCGAGUGCCUCAACGCCUCGCUGCUGGGCGGAGUCCUCCGCAGGGCGAAGUCAAAGAAUGGUGGCCGCUGUCUGAGAGAGCGUCUGGAGAAGAUUGGCCUCAACCUGCCCGCCGGGCGACGCAAGGCAGCCAACGUCACUCUGCUAACAUCUCUAGUGGAGGGUGAGGCCGUCCACCUGGCGCGGGACUUCGGCUACGUGUGUGAGACGGAGUUUCCCGCCAGAGCCACGGCUGAGUACCUGUGCCGGCAGAGCGAGCCGGACCAGCUCCCGACGCGGCGCAGCAUGCUGCUGGCCACCAAGGAGGUCUGCAAGGAGUUCGUGGACAUGAUGUCCCAGGACCGCUCCCCGCUGGGCGGCAGUCGGCCCACCCCCUGCCUGGAGCCCGGCGUCCAGGGGAGCCUCACCCACUUCAGCAUGCUCACCCACGGCUUCGGCAUGCCCGCCAUCUGCGCCGCGCUCUCCGCCUUCCAGAGCUACCUGAUGGAGGCCGUCAAAAUGCUGGACAAGGGAGAGGGCGGGGGGAAGAGCCACCACGACAAGGAGAUGAAGCACCGCAAAUAGAAGAGGGGGGAAGAGGGUACGGACAGUCGGAUGAGAGGCGAAGAAGGAAAAAGGAGGAGUGACUUUCACCUUCGCCCUCAGGACAAAAACGUAGACUUUUUUACCUCCCGGAUACCUCUGAGGCCGCUCCCAUCGAGGAGGAGGGAGGGGGCGUGAUGAUAUCUGUCCUGUAAUGUGUGUCCGCAGCCGCCUCCCUGAACAUGGACCUCUCUCCUCAGUAGCUGGUCUGUGUCACGAUGACUUCCCACACGUGGCUGUAUUUAUUUAUUUAUCCCCUCCCCCUCUUUUGUUUUCUUUAUUAUUUUUGGUAAACAUGUCAAACUGUGUUUUAGAAACCCCUGCCACACACACACACACACUCAUCUGGGAAGUGUCGUGAAGCCAUAUCGGAGACGACGUCCUGCUCAUUGCUCCUCUCGAACUUUGGGAGAAUUUUAACUCCGCCUGAUUGGACGCGCGCAGCCUCCAUGUGUAGUUCUUCCCAGUGGGUGCUCAUGGGAAAUUGAGUUCUCGAAACAGGGGGGGGGGGGUAAGGAGGAGACAAAGGCAGCUAAAGGAGAAUUUAGUUUUCUUUUAUUUUGAAGUACUGCGUGUUGGUAACUUAAGGAAAUAACACAACUCAUUUUAUACUUUCUGUGUAUGUUUAUUAUUAAUGUUAUUACUGUUGUUAUUAUUAUUGUAUUCCGGCAUAAAUGUAAUAUAUUAUUAAAGAAUUAACUGAU